UGCUGUGCAUGUAGACAGCUCUUCUGAGGUCUCGGCUGUUCAGGGUUGAAGAGAAGGGAGGCAGAGCGGGAGGCGCGUGUGUGCUCAGAGUAGGGAUGCUGAGCAAACAUAGAUGGUGGCUGGUGGCAUCCAGGGCCCGGAGUGAGCCAGAGGAGCAGGGUCCAGAGCACAGCAGGCAACCGGCUUGGCUGGGGCAGCUCACCCCAGAGGCAGGAGAAGAGCAGGAGAUCUGGUGCUCAGAAGGCUGCACUACAGAUUGGGAAAGGAGUGAAUACCAGGCAGCUUUGGCCCUAUCAGGGCUUUGUCUCGUGAGGGUGGGUAUAUUUUCUUAAAAUCACAGGACGUACUAGAGGUCGAGUUUAUGUGCGGAAAGGAAGGACAAGAGAGAUACUAACCAGAGUGGAGGGGGGCGGCUCAAGGGUGGAGUUCAGGGCCGGGGGCAGGGCCACAGGCCUGAUGAUCAUCAUGACGACGGUGAUGGGUGAGGGCAGCCACUAUUUCUGACUGUUCUGUUAGGUGCCAAGUACUGAGCUGAGUGCUCUUGGUGCCUUGUCUCCCAUCCUCACAGCCAUGUGGAAACUGAGGCAUCUCAAGAGUCUGUGACUGGGCUGAGGCUCUGGCUUCAAGCCCAGGGCUCCUUCCGAGGCACAGGGCUGUCCUCCAUGCAGGAGGAGGGGACCCUCUCCCAAGCCACACACGCAGGAGGCUGGGCAAGAGUUGUGGGAAGUCAGAGCCCAUGUGACUGUGGGCUGGUGCCUCAUUCUCCUCAGCCAUAGAGUGGGCCUUCACAGUACCACUGACCCUGCUGGGUUACUUGAAGUUUGAAUUUGAUGAUCCGAGGAUCAUGCCAUCCCAGAGGCUGGCACGUGAAGGCAUGUGUGGGGGGUUGCCAGUUGUUCUGAUUAUCAUUCUUGUUUUCUCAGCUCAGAUCGGGACGGGGGCGUCUGCUGACAGUGGAGAGCAGUGGUGGGGAAAGGGGCUUGAGGAAGGUGGCACCCAGAGGGGUGGAGAGGAGAUGUCUGACUGAGGGCCAUCUGAGGUCACGGUGCAUCCUGAGGACAGAGCUGAGAUUGAAUAUCAACGAUGUGGGUUCAGCAGCCCUGGAGUAGGAGCCGGGAAGCUGUCCCCGUCCUACUCCGGACCACCCCAAAGACUCCAUGGGCUGAGUCAGCCGAAUCCCAGCCCGUUCCCUUGAGCCUGCUGUGGUGCUGGACAUCAGUGACAGACGGAAGCAGCAGACCAUCAAGGCCACAGGAGGCCCAGGGCGCCUGCGAAGAUGAAGUUUGGCUGCCUCUCCUUCCGGCAGCCUUAUGCUGGCUUUGUCUUAAAUGGAGUCAAGACUGUGGAGACACGCUGGCGUCCCCUGCUGAGCAGCCAGCGGAACUGUACCAUCGCCAUCCACAUUGCUCACAGGGACUGGGAAGGCGAUGCCUGGCGGGAGCUGCUGGUGGAGAGGUUCGGGAUGACUCCUGCUCAGAUUCAGGCCUUGCUCAGGGAAGGGGAAAAGUUUGGUCGAGGAGUGAUAGCGGGACUCGUUGACAUUGGGGAAACUUUGCAAUGCCCCGAAGACUUAACUCCCGAUGAGGUUGUGGAACUAGAAAAUCAAGCUGUACUGACCAACCUGAAGCAGAAGUACCUGACAGUGAUUUCAAACCCCAGGUGGUUACUGGAGCCCAUACCUAGGAAAGGAGGCAGGGAUGUAUUCCAGGUAGACAUCCCAGAGCACCUGAUCCCUUUGGGGCAUGAAGUGUGACAAGUGUGGGCUCCUGAAAGGAAAGUUCCAGAGAAACCAGCUAAAUCAUGACACCUUCAAUUCGCCAGCAUGACGCAGACCUAUAUACAUUAGGUUAAAUCUGAAUUUCCACUGCUUUGGAGAAUCCCACCCACUAAGCACUGUGCAUGUAAACAGGUUUCUUUGCUCAGAUGAAGGAAGUAGGGGGUGGGGCUUUCCUUGUGUGAUGCCUUUUUAGACACACAGGCAAUGUCUCAAGUACUUUGACCUUAGGAUAGAAGGAAAAGCUGCCAGUAAAUGUCUCGGCAUUGCUUCUAAUUUGGUCCUGCUAGUUUCUAGAUUGUACUAAUAAACGUGUUGUAGAUGACGGGUUAGUGUUUGAGGCCCCGUUCUAUUGAGACAUCCAGGUGGGAGAGGUUCCCCAGAGAAACUCCAACCAGCCUAUACACUGGGAGGAACGUGCACUGGGGUGGAGCCCCAGAAGUUCACUCUACUUGCAGUGGGGAGGAGCCUGGCCCCUCCUCUUCCUGGAUGGAAUCUUGGAUUCAGUCUGUGAGGCAGGAAGUGCACCAGCAGGGACUCUGGCUCUUUGGACGGUCCCUGUUUCCCCUUUUUUCCUUUUCACUCAUAAAACCUUGCCUCACCCUUCAAAUCGUCUGUGAGCCUAAAUUUUUGUGGCCGUGUGAUAAGGACCCAUCUUGAGCUGAACUAAGGAAAAGUCCUGCAGCAUGUUUGGUGUGCAACAUUGGGGCUCAAAACCUCUCACUGUUGUGCAUCUAAACCUUUCCAUCCUCAGAUUUCUGAGCUUGUGGGAAACCAUGCCCCCACCCCUGUUGCUGCCAGGCGUUGGGAAGGUCGGCCUUAGUCUUUAUGGCCUUUUUGUUUUUUGAGGGGGAUGGACUGGCCAGCAGCGGCUCCCCACCGCCCUCCCCUCCCUGCCAGGGCUGGGACACAUGGCUCAAGGCGCCCUGGGUGGCUGACUGGCAGUCCAUGCCGUGAGCCGCUGGAGUCUUCUUCCCAAGCCAAGGAGUUUAACUCUGUUGGACAGUAAUUAAGCUUUUCUCCUGGUGGAGGAACCAGUUGCAUAAGAAUAAGAGGUUCUUCCCGGCAUUUUUAAGCAUUUUUUUCCCUCUUCUCCACACCGUGAGCAGUUAGCUUUUAAAGGUCCAUCUUCCCCCACAACCGGCACCCCCCGCCCCGCCCCGCGCGGCCUUUAGAAGAUGUUUUGCUAGGCUAGGAAUGAUAAGGAUCCUUGUUUAUAUUCUCUGUAAAGCUUUAAUUGUGAAAAAGGAUGUGUUAAAUUGUACACAAUCUGGUGCGCUUUGCUUGCCUGUAUGGUUGGUAGCAAACUUCCUUGCAACCCUCCGUCUUAUUGUUUUGUUUUACAUCCUGGGGGCAUGGCUUGUAACUCAGGUGGCAAGACUUUGUUUAGCAACCCUGCUUUAGGGAAUGGGUUCCUUUCUUUUUUGAUAUCUGCAUAUUUUCCUAGCCCUGUCUCUUAACCCCACCCAGGGACUGGGUUUUUCCUGCCUGUCUGUGUAGUUAUAUAUGUGUGAGUGAGAUAUCUGUAAAAAGAGCUCUAAUUUGGCCUAAAGAAAGACAAGUGUUUGGAUCAAAUAUUUUUUAAAGGGAAGAUAAAAGCUGUGGUACCUUUCAGUUCACAUGUUUUUAAUGUUUGAGAAAUAAAAAUAGUCUUAAAGAUUAUUGGUAAAAUGCAGGUGUCAUUAAAAUGUAAAUAGGUGAACUAAAUUAUGCAGGUCAGAUGCAAGGUUUGCUAAAUGCUUUAAGGUUAUAAACUACUUUUUGUUUUGAGAACUGUCUUGCCUGCUUCACAAUUGGUAGGGCCUGGAGAUGUAUGGAACUAACCACGCUCUUAAUUAAGAAGGCAAACCUUGGCGGCACCUAGCAUGCAAUUAAAACAACAGGUUUUACAUUAGAGUUGAAAAUUGCUAGGAGUUACCAUUAUAACAUGUAAAUGAAACUACUGAAAAAUAGAUGUACAUGCAAGAUAUGUAAAAAUAGUAAAAUGUGUUUUUUAGUGAAAGGUUAUAAGAAGGCACGGAAAUGUAAAUUUUUGCCUAGGGUUAAAGGAUUGUUUUAAAUUAGAUAAGAUAAAGCGGAAGGUUCAAACAAGUGGAGGAAAUAUUAUGGAAAUUAAUCUUACAGAAGAGGUUCUCUGUGUGAGCAUACUGACUAAAUUCAAGAAAGGUAUUACAUGGUUUUUCUGUAAAUCAUUGAAAUAAAAACAAGGUUUUCUUAAGGUGCUAAUUUGCUCUUUGGCAAAAUUUGUAAAAGAUUUUAAAAGGUUUUUGCUUUAAAAUUUCUGAGUCAUUUUGGCAACAUAAAUAACAUGGUAAUCUGGAAUUCUAUUUCAUAAUAUCAAGUGCUUUAAAUAUGUUUAACAGCCUUUGCAAAAUCAAACUUCAAUUUCAAAAUUGUCUUUACUGACACUUGGCUUUUCGGAUACUUCAGAGGGCCCCUGAAGCAUCCAGAAAAGAGGUAAACAGGAUUAUUUGACAUGUUUAGGUACAUGGGAUUGCCAAAAUGAUGUUCAGUCUUCUUUAGGUUAUAUUUUUAUGAAUAAUGCUAAUAUAUGUUCCAAAAGUGUAUGGGAUUUCUAAAAUUCUAAUGUCUAAGUAUAUGCUGUCAAUCAUAAUUAAGGUUGUUAUGUUAUUGUAAACCACAGAGAUAACCAAACUUCUUUGUCAAUUAUGUUUCUAACUGUAAUUAUCCUGGACAUUUUGCUAUUCACAGACAAUUGUUGUCUUGUUUUAAUCCUUUUCAAAAGAUGGCUUAUGAUAAGAUAUAGAACUUUGACAGGUGCUCUCAAAUACAGGCUUCUGUCUGAUAACUUUGGAGAUUGUGACAUUGGAAUAAAGAAAAAUGUACAGGACUCAUAAAUAGCUGAAAUGUUCAUGAAUUGAAGCAAAACAGGAACUAAAUGGACUGAACUCAGAAAGCUGAAGCAACCUUUUUGACUUUUGCUUGGAAUAUUGUUGAUCCUUGUUUUGCUUUUCAGAGUCAAAGAAACUUAUUUUGAACUAUUUAUGGCCUUUAAUAAUUAAGCAAGGUAUAUUCUGGUGAGCAAAAUUUGGAGCAUGUUUGUUUCUCUCUGUCUGGUUCCUGUAGAAUUUGGAAACUAUCUGUGAAUAUUCUUAACGUAUGGCAAUAUAGUUGUUUGCAUCAGUGCAAUAAGAAUCCAUUUUUCUUUUGCAACAGGAUGCAAUUGGAAAAACUGAUAAUUUUACCAAGGCUUUGACUGGAAGGGUAUGCUUCACUUUAAGGAGUCAAUUUCGACUUGCAAAGCCAAUAAAAGCCGAGUGGGGAAACUGGC
Pongo pygmaeus (Bornean orangutan) is the source of this 5066-nucleotide messenger RNA. It is a transcript of the gene EOLA2, whose product is annotated as endothelium and lymphocyte associated ASCH domain 2. The transcript has 4 exons. The record is from RefSeq and is a predicted model, not a curated record. Lineage: Eukaryota; Metazoa; Chordata; Mammalia; Primates; Hominidae. Bases 1277 to 1753 code for a protein of 158 amino acids.